This is a messenger RNA of Melitaea cinxia (Glanville fritillary), 1223 nucleotides long. It is a transcript of the gene Polr3F, whose product is annotated as probable DNA-directed RNA polymerase III subunit RPC6. NCBI's taxonomy places the organism in Eukaryota, Metazoa, Arthropoda, Insecta, Lepidoptera, Nymphalidae. The transcript has 4 exons. Gene Ontology annotation, cellular component: RNA polymerase III complex. Gene Ontology annotation, biological process: transcription by RNA polymerase III. The coding region runs from base 277 to 1173 and encodes 298 amino acids. The record is from RefSeq and is a predicted model, not a curated record.
ACUAUCAUUUUGCUGACAUUCACAAUUUCACAGCAUUAUUAUUUAUUGAUAUUUAUUAUACUCCAUUGAUUCACAUAAUUUUUAAAAUUAUAAAUUUGUAUUUUUUUUCGGUUGCAUUUACUUUUAUAUACUCUUUAGUUGCAUUUGUUUCAAUGUCAACUUCGUGUAUCUUAAAAUGAUCUGACGCACAUUUAAUUUAAAGAAACACAAAAUAUAUACUAUAAGUUGAUUGUAUAUAAUAUAUGAAGAAUAAUUUGGUUUCUUUGAGUAUCUAAAAUGAGUGAUUCCAAAAGCGACGAUGUAAUUACCGAGAAAAUAGUAAAUGCCGCAAAGAACAAUCCUAAGGGAGUAUCUGCGAAAGAUAUAUCAGCUGCAGUACCGGAACUUUCGUCGGCCGAGCUUGUCGCUGCAAUCAACAAGUUAUUACAGCAGGGCAGUAUUGAUUUAUACAAACAAGGCAACACUCUCCUCUACAAAUUUAAAAAUCAAAGUUCCAAAGCUGCUAUUAAAGGUGCAGAUAAUGAGGAAAAGGUUGUCUUUAACCUUAUAGAAGAAGCCGGAAACAAGGGAAUAUGGAUAAGAGAUAUCAGACACCGUUCAAACCUCGCCAACACUCAGCUUACAAAAGUGUUGAAGAGUCUUGAGGGCAAGAAAGCUAUUAAAGCUGUAAAAUGUGUCAAUGCAUCUAAAAAGAAAGUGUAUAUGCUGUAUAACUUAGAGCCUGAUCGCUCAUUAACAGGAGGUGCCUGGUACCAAGACCAAGAUUUUGAAUCAGAGUUUGUUGAUAUCUUGAAUCGUCAGUCUCUGAGAUUUCUACAGCAGAGAGCAGAUAAGAUAAAAAAUAAUCCCAGAGGACCUAUUGUAGGACGAACACAAUCAUAUGCUACAGCAGCAGAGGUUCAAAAGUAUAUUACAGAAUUAGGUAUAAGUAAAGUUCAACUUGAAGUAGAAGAUGUAAUAACUAUUUUAAAUACAUUGGUUUACGAUGGGAAAGCAGAAAGCAGCGUUUAUCCAGAUGGGAGCAAGGUGUAUCGAGCUAUAGAGCCUUUAAUACCACCCCCGGGAAUAGUGCAGGUUCCGUGCGGAGUGUGCCCACUUGUAUAUAAAUGUUGUUCAACGGGACUCAUUACUCCUCAAGACUGUGAAUACAUGAGUGCAUGGCUGGAUAUAUAAAAUGUACUUGGGUAUUACUUGUUACAUUAAUAAAUGUAUUUAAAAUUAAA